AUGUUGUUCAGACAUGUUGAAGCAUCAUCAUCAUCACCAUCACCACAGAAGAAUCAGUCUCAAGGUUCACUGGAUUCAUUCCUCUACAAUUACGCCCUCAACUCCAUACCAAAACCUCGUACAGGCCAGGUGUACGAGGUUUCGUCUCCCGCCAACUUCUCGGGCGUGGGAGUCUCACUCCUCCGCCUCAGGGCCCACAGCCUGUGGAAGAACGGAGCCAACCUCAGCUCCAUCGAAAUCCCACCAAAGGCGGCGCUGCCAUUUCCCUUCACAAGAAGAGUUGACUUAGUCAAACAAGACCUCGGCAAUUGGUCAACUUCUUACUACAAUAUUGUCCCAAACUACACGCUAGUGGCUCCGGUCGUAGGCCUGCUGGUCUACAACUCUGACGCGGGUCCCACGAGCACCAGGCUCGUGGGGCUCGAAAUGCGAGGGGACAGUGUAAUCACUGUGUCCUUCCGCAAUGUUUCACUCAAUCAGUACGACGCGGCGAGCCUGAGGUGCGUCAGGUUCGCCGCGGACGGCACGUUGCAGCUCAGCAACGUGUCGGGCGGCGGCAGCACGUGCGUGUGGCGGAGCGACGGCCACUUCUCGAUCUUCGCUCCGUUGAACAUGAAGAAGAAUAAGAAGAAGGGGAAGGAGUCCGAGGUGAAGUGGUGGAUGAUCGGAAUCCCUGGCGGCGUCGCUGCGGCGGCGGUGUUGGUCGCCGGCGGCGGAAUUUUGUGGUGGUGGAGAAGUGUGAGGAAAAUGGAGAGAAUUGCGGAGAGAAGUGAAGGUUUGAAUUCAAUUUGGAUUGGAAGUAGCAGAAUGCCAACAGCAACAGGUAUCAGAACACAGCCAAAUCUUGAAAAUAGCUAUAUUCCAUAA
Molecule: messenger RNA, 867 nt
Organism: Salvia splendens (bonfire salvia)
Lineage: Eukaryota; Viridiplantae; Streptophyta; Magnoliopsida; Lamiales; Lamiaceae
Exons: 1
Coding region: 1-867 (288 amino acids)
Cellular component (GO): membrane
Source: RefSeq, a predicted model, not a curated record